CCGCCGAGCUCGCUCCUGGGCUCCGCGGGAGCAGGGGAGGGGGAAGGAAGCUCGGGACCCUCCCGCCCAGCCCGGCGGGGGGCGGCGAGCGGCGGCCCCGCCCCGCCGCUUUCUGUCCCCUCUCCCGCACCGUACGGCCGGGCGCAGCCUCCGCUCCAGCCGCCGCAACUUCGGGUGGCGGGGCGCGGGCGGCUCUGCCCUCCCGCCCAGGGCCCGGCCCGACCCCUCCCGCCCCGGGGCCGGCGGGAGCCCCGCGCCAUGGCCGGGAUCGGCAUCGACCACUCCAAGCUGUCCCGAGUCAAGGAAGUGUGUCGAGACUUUGCUGUUCUGGAAGAUCAUACCUUGGCCCAUAACCUGCAGGAGCAAGAGAUUGAGCAUCACUUGGCAACAAAUGUUCAGCGUAAUCGUCUGGUGCAACAUGACUUGCGGGUGGCCAAGCAACUGCAAGAAGAGGAGGAUCUAAAAGCACGUGCCCAAAUCCAGAAACACCAAAAAGACUUAGAACGCCAGGACUCUGAGAUUGCUCAGGAAAUCCAAGUGAAGCUGGUGUUUGAAGCAGAGCAGCGCCGCAAGCAAGAGGAAAAAGACGAGGACAUUGCCCGUCUCCUACAACAGAGAGAACUGCAGGAAGAAAAAAAGCGCAAGAAGCACUACCCUGAAUCCCAGGGACACACAGGCUAUGAAGAUAGUUAUUAUGCAGAAAAUGGAGAGCACCCCUGGGGUAACACCAGAGAGCAGGUUUCUGAGCGUCGCAGGGCACACAGUGGUGACGGGAGCACGCGCCGGCGGAGAGAGCACCGAGAGGCACCCUCGUCUUUGUCCAGUGGUACCUCCAAACAUAGGCAUUCCCCCUCAGAGAAUCGUUGGAGGUCUCCUCAACCAAGUGAGGCCAGCAGUGGCUAUCAGCAGGAGUGGAAAUCAGCCAGCCAGGCAAGGUCCAGGAGAUCUCCCAGCCUUGAUCUGGAAAGAGAGGCUGAGCGCGACACCCGUGGCCUCAGCAGUAGUUGGGAGCCACGGGAGAGGAGAGCAGCUGGCAAGGAGAAGGCUUGGAGACCUCCCAGUCUUGACCUGGAGUCCGAGCAUGGACUUGCAGACCAAUCACGGCACAGCAGAAAGCCCUCAAGGCAAGACAGAGAAAAGCACCUUCCUCUUCUUGAGGUGGAACUGGAGGCUGAGCAGGAGACCUGGCAUCAGGGUGGCAGCCAGCAGCUGCGCCCUGAAAAACACAAAUCUCGUCACCAGGGCCACUCGUCACACAGAACAGUGCAUGACGAGAGGCUCCGUGAGGCUGAAUCUAGAGAUGAUCUUAGGAGGGGUAAGGAGAGAGACUGCAAAAGGGCAGGACACAGGAGACGUUCCCCCUCCCCUCAUGCUGUGACCCAGGGGAAGGCUGGAGGCUGCCAGCAGGACUCAGGCACUGAGCAAUAUAUGUAUGAUACACCCCAAAGGGAGCAGGAGUUGUCUGAUGCAGAGAUUGCUCGGAAGCUGCAGGAGGAAGAGCUCCUGGCUAGUGAGGCAGAUCAGAAGGCAGCUCAAGUAGCCCAAGAUGAGGAAAUUGCUCGCCUCUUGAUGGCUGAGGAGAAGAAGGCUCUCAAGAAAGAGAAGGAGAGAGAAAAGUCUUCCUUUGAAAAGAGGAGGCAUGAUCAGGACUGGAAGCACGAUGCAAGCGAGUCUACACGCUCAAGGUCAAAAGAAGGGCCUGAAACUCAGCGACACAAAGGCGACAGGUCUUCAAGGUCACAGCCUCCCCUCGAUGACCACGCUCGGUAUUACAAAAGCCAGCCCAGUCCCUUGCGCCAGAUGCCCAAACCUGAACACUCUCCUAGAGGUUCCCGUAGGAAGCAGUAAACUGUGCUCGCCUUUGCUUUGGUACUGACUCUUCUGUAGCAAACAUUACUGGAAUUGCCAGGGAACUUUCUCAAUUCCUUACCCAAUGGGAGGUACAGCCUCCAAUCCCAGGAUCUCCUCUUUAAGUGUUAUCAUGUUAAUAAGGAACACUUGUUUGUUUCAAUUUCUUACUUGUAUGUGAUCACGUAAGCAGUGCAGUAUAAUCUAGCCGCCAUUGAGCUGUGUGAAUCAACUAGCUGACUUAACAGCUGCCUCUUAUAUUCUUUUGAGGCUUUUCUUUUAUUUUUAAGUUUUGGCUGGAGCUUUGACAAAUAGGACAAAUAGGGAUGCACGUAUGACAGGGAGGAAAAUCCAAGAUAUGAGCUGGGUUAUGGUUAUGCAGAAUGUCAGAAAUACAAGUCCUUUCCAUAUUAGGAUGACUUAGCAGAGAGAGUUAUAAGAGGAAACAUGUUUCUUCCUGUGUGGGAUAAGACAGCUGAGCCAACCUGACAGCCAUGCAAGCUUCAGGAAGGAGAGAGAAUCUUCCUAACAUACUCCAGCAAAAGCCAGAACCUGGGACUGGUGAGGAAGAAAUUGCUGAUUUCCUAACUGCUGUGUUUCUUUCUGGUGUUUCCAGCAAUCUGGGUAGAGUGUGUAACCAGGCAUUUAGCUCUAUAGGAUAGAACAGUUAUGAGGAAAUACUGUUUCAACUGAAAUUGGACCACGUGUUCAUGACUUUUAAGACAUGUCAAGGGUUGAUUAAGCUGUGAGUUGUGGAUUGGGAGGAAUCAUACAAACAAAUUUAAAUGCCUGAAAGGUACUCUGUGGUCACCUUCUUUGAGCUUCAGUGUGGUAGAAGCCAAGGAAUUUCACUGAAGCCAAGCAGGAACUACUGUAUCUCCUAGCUCUGUUGCUGGUGCACUUUUGUACAGUAAUUUGAGUCUGAACCUGAAUAUUCUUGGACACCUGGGACUGAAGGAGGGCCAUAUGGGCACUGAGCAUUGAAUCCAAAAUGUACUGUUACUGGCAACUUUGAGCUAGCCACAGAGUGCUGAGCAGUCCCCACAGUGUGCUCAGUGCCUCCCCUCCACACUGCUCCGUCUAGCACCCCACACAGACCUUAUCCAAUCAGGAUAAAGCUAUGACUCUAGGACACAGCAGGCUCUGCAAGUGUAAGUUGUAUGUACAGAUUUGCCCAUGCAGUGAUUUUUUUUUUCCCUUUCAAUGACUUGUUUUCUCUCUACUCUUUGAAAAUCCUCCUCCUCUUGCACAAACAAGUAGCCUUUUCCCUUGGGCUCCUCUCAUUUCAAUUCUUUUGUCUUUUUAAUAAUUUAUUUUCAUUAUUUUCGAGUACAUUUUUAAACAGCAAAGCUGAGCAUCUGCACACUGGUGGUACCAGUAUGGUCUAGUUACUCAUCUGCCAGUCCAGUUCAAGGCAGCAAGCCUGCCCGAGUUGCUCCUGUAGCCCAGCUUCCUUAUUUCACUGGGUUUGUUCUACUGUGCUCUUCUGCUGGCAGCUACAAUUCUGUUGCUGGCCUUGCUGAGGAGGGGAGGCAGAACCAUGACUGUACUUGCCCUCCCCAGCAAUCUGCCUGGGAAGGGACCCUGACAGUUUCAGAGCUUUGUGGACAGCACAUGUUGGCAUGGAGCACUGAUAGGAAUUUAGAAGGGAUGAUGGCUCUCUGCUCUUGCACUAAUGCACAAUUCAAGCCCAGAGGCAGCUAUAAGGCUUUAAGCUUGGCUGUUGUCCUUGGUCAGGACAGUUAGAGACAAAUCACUAGGAAGGCAAGGCAUCUCUUCUCCACGUAAGUUACAAGGGCAUGUUUAAUACCACAAACAAGCCCACAGCUUGCCUUAACCAACAAUUCAAGGAACUUCCAUUGUCUAGCCCCACUGGGAUGUUUGCAGCAUUUCACUGCCUUUGAAGAACCAGUUAACCCCCAGUAGACCUGUUCUCCAGGCACACACUGGCCAAGUGUUCUAACAUAGGACUUUUUUGUGCAUCAGCAGUGUCCUGUUAGCUGUGUACCUUUGCUUCCAGACCGUGAGCUUGUUGACCUGCAUGAACCCUUAAGUGACUUGCAAGCCCUUGCUUGCUGCUUCUUCUCAGGAAAUACCCCAGCCAGCGGCUAGAUUUUACUGUCCUUGCCUUGUUCCCUCUUCUAGUUCCAUCUCUGUCCAUUCAGAAGUGUUAUUGUUGUUUUAAAGGAUCCAGAAAAGGAAAAACAUAGAUCAUACUUUUUCCUUUUUUUAUUUGAUAACUUGGGCCAAUGUGGUAACCUCAUUUGCAAUGAUUUCAUUUUGUAAACAUUUAUUUUGAUAUUUCAUGUAACAGUCAAAAUUUCUACUGAUGAAAAUGCAGUGUUUUUUGUUGCUGUUUGUUUUUCCUGUGGGUUUUUCCCCUCUAUUGCCAUCAGAGUAUUUAUUGUUGUGAAAUGGAUGCCUGAUGGAGUUUUAUGAACUAAUAAUUUCUACAAACACCCCAGUCCAGGCCCUGCUGCUUGUAUGAUCUCGUGCACUUGUGGAAACUGGAUGGGGAAAGUCCUGCCAAAUCAGAAAGUGGUUGUGCUUUGUAGUUGCUGAGCAUGGGGGAAAAUGGUGACCCUCUGCACAAGGCAAGGGGAAACCGCUAACUAGGAAUUCAGCCCUCCCUGGGCCUCUGUAGCUGGCUAUGAUGGGCCUUCUUGCACUGCAGUUGGCUGAUGUAACUUCUGUCUUACUCUCACCAGAAAAGUCAUGAAGGCCCUGAGCCUGCUGACAUUUUAAGAACCUAUUAGUUCAGGAAGGAUGCUUGGGAGUAUCCAAGUUGUUGACUUGAAGGGAGUGAGUGAAAAUUAUGUGAGAGAAAACUCCAGUUGAUUUUAUUUGGAAUCUGGGUGAAAUCUGAAGAACACCUCAGUGCUUACUCUGUGGAGCUGCAGGAUCUCCUUAAUGGCCUUCUCAGGCCAGCCAAGCUCUCUAGCCAUGGCACCAAGAGGCAAGAGCCUAAGGGAAGGAUCCCAGGAGUAUCUGAUGCUUCCUCAGAUGCUUUCAGGGAGUGCUGAAUGCUUUAUGGGCUUUGCUCUGUAUCCUUCCUUAGUCUUUAGAUUGUUGUUCUUACUCCCUACCUUUAUUCUUUUGCUGUCCCUUGUAAGUGAUUAUCCUGUUUAUUUUUCCAUAGUCCUUGUGAAAAGGAGAGCCCUGAGGUUUUGUUUGAAGGAGCUUAUUCAAAUUGAGGGAGACAAAUGCGAGGAAUGGUACCUGAGGAAAGGAUUUAGUAAAUGGGGUUUAAACAGAGCAAUAUCUAAUAUACCUUGUAGGCCUCAUGCAGUCAGCAGGUUAGAGGCUUCCUGAAACAAAGGUUGCAGCUGGACUACCAUGGUUAGUGACCACUUUCAGAAGGAGAUCCCAUGGUCCAAUUGGAGUCAACAAGAGUUAAGAUCAUGGAUGAACAAGGAGCCAAUUAAUCUUAGGCUCAGCAGCCAUGGUUCUGCUGAGAGUCAAGAAGAUGCAUCUUGUGUAGACAAGGUGCAAAAUCAGCACCUUGCAUAUGUGUCCCUGGAAAAAGGCACAAUGAAGUUGAUCUUUUUAAAAGAAACAAUCACAGCAAUACUUCCUUUCUAUGACAGAAAAAUGCUUAACUUUAUUUUUUCCUUGUCCUAUCUUGCCAAGUUUCAGUAGCUUUGCCUAUGGUUUUGUUUUGGAUUUAGUAGCAUGUCAGAGUCCUUGCUGGGACCCCUGCCCAGAGUCAUUCAGGUCUUGCAUCCCUUUCUGACUCUGGGCAUUAACAAGGCAACAGACUCCACACGGAAAAUUCAUCAUGGUGACAACCUGGCACUUCCUAACCUCCAUAGUAGGCACAUCUCGCCAGCAGGAGCUCUGGCACCUCCUCGCCUCCGUCCAAGCACAAUGGUCUGGUCUGCAGAAAGAGGUCGGGUGAACCCGAGUGAUCGUGCCUUACAAGCAGGGAUACUCGAUGUCUUCAGCAGGCUCAGCUAAAUCACCCUGCUUUGAAACACUGUCUUAAUGUGGACUGUGCAUCUUCCUGCAGCGAGAGCAGUUGUUGGCACACGGAGAGAUCCAGCAGGUUAAUCUCAUCUUUUUUUUUUUUUUAAAGAACUUCAUGGUUGUGAACUUAGUGGAGGUGGGAAAAUAUCAGCUGUUAAGGGACAGAUGAAGCCUCAUCAUUGAAUUUCUCCUCUUGGAAAGGAAGGACAGAAGUUACAAAUGCUGCAGUCUGCUUCAUUCUGUAAAAGGGAUCUCAUAUGUACAGUAUUUUUGUAUCUCUGCAUUCCCACCUGUCAGGAUUUGAAUCAGGAUUAUUAACAUUCUCUUAGGGAAAAAAAAAUAUGCAUUUUUAUUUUUACAGUGCUAGACCUUUGUGCAUUUUUAUUUUGUGCCAAAUUACAGCCACUGUUAUAUUCUGGUGUUUUCAGUUUAUUGAUAUUUGAUCGAUGUGUAUAUUAUAUAUUUUUAUUAUCAAGGUUUUUAUUUUAAUUCAUAUUAACCUGUAUGCAAACUAACUGUGGAUUGCUAAUUUAUAUAUAAAGGGGAGCACUUGGAGACAGUCUGAGGAUUCCCCUACUUAGUUUACACUCUUGUAAUCUAAUGCAACCAGUACAUGAAACUCAUUGCUUCUUGCACAGAAUGAUCUCCUGGGUGUCUGUCACCCCAAGCAGAUUGCUCCUGCUGUUCCUCCAAGCAGCAGUGGCACUGCAAGGCUGUGGGAGAUGCAGCAGGAAAUGCAGCACAGCUCAUAGCUCAGUCACCCAUCAGUCCAUGCUCUCUGCUGUCCUGCUCCUAGCAGUGAUGCCAGGGAGGAUGCUGCAGCUGGAAUUCCCACCUGUGGGUGACUUUGGUUACUUUGUCCUGCACUCCUGCCCAGCUGAUGGACAGUUAUGGUUUUGCCCACUCUCUGGAGAUGCUUGGUGCUUAGUUUUGCAGUUGGUUUGGGAGGUGGGGGUGGGAUACAGCACUGGGCACAAGCAGUGCCCCUCACAUCGAGUAUACACUGGUUGCUUGUCUUGUUUUUGUUGUGGGGGACAGGCAUAAACCUGCAGAGAUCCCAGUUCACUGUAUUCUUUAAAAUACACACCGUAGCACGUUUCUGACUGUGCAGUGCAGCUGUGGAGGCUCUGGCUGUGCUGCACACAAGUGCCACUUGGACUGCUACAUGUAGGACAGGCUGCAGGACACAGGUUUUGUGUCGAGAAGUUGCACUGCCCUCAGCUUCUAGACUGGAGAUACUAUCAGCCACCUUCUCCCUGUGAGUAGCACAGGGCAAGGCUUAGCUGUGCAGUUUGGGCUCUUCCAGGAGAGUCCUAGAGAGGACAGUGGCACACACAAAUGAGUAUUUUCUACUUCAUGGUAAAAAAGUUCCACUGUAUCAGUGUUCACUCUAAAUAGACUCCACGGUGUGUCUCCAGCUGCAUCCUUGCACUGCAAUAUAGUUAACUGCCUCGGAGAAAUAACUGCAGUUCUCUCUUUUACUCUUGAGGGUAAACUUUCAGCCUGUUGAAUCUAAAUAUUAGCCAUGUGUUGAGAUGGAUUAGUCAGAAGGCUUAAAUUCUUCAGAGCUACAGGUGUACUCUGUUGCAACAGCUAAUCCUGAAAUAUAAAUUGCACACUGACAAUAAUCUGUCUAUGCAAGCCUAGGUUUUUUCUUAUUUCUGACUGUUCACUCUAUAAUUUUAUCAGGUUUGGCAUAGAACUUCUGAAUGACAUUUAACCAAAGUAUCAUGUCUGUGUGUGUGUAUAGCAUGUUUGCUUCAUACUCCUAAAUUCUCAUUGAAUGUAAAGGGAACAUUGCCUUGCCCAUUCUGUUCAAUAAACCGCUGUAUUUUGUUACCCACAA
Messenger RNA from Apus apus (common swift), 7660 nucleotides. It is a transcript of the gene CCDC50, whose product is annotated as coiled-coil domain containing 50. The record is from RefSeq and is a predicted model, not a curated record. The transcript has 12 exons. Bases 259 to 1848 code for a protein of 529 amino acids. Gene Ontology annotation, cellular component: cytoplasm. NCBI's taxonomy places the organism in Eukaryota, Metazoa, Chordata, Aves, Apodiformes, Apodidae. Gene Ontology annotation, molecular function: ubiquitin protein ligase binding.